Molecule: messenger RNA, 345 nt
Organism: Trichoderma citrinoviride
Lineage: Eukaryota; Fungi; Ascomycota; Sordariomycetes; Hypocreales; Hypocreaceae
Exons: 3
Coding region: 1-345 (114 amino acids)
Source: RefSeq, a predicted model, not a curated record
AUGUCCAACGUCCCCCCCGCCGAAACCCGCGAGGCCAUCGCCGCAAAGCUCACCUCCCUCAUCGCCACCAUCGAGUCCGACCCGGCAUUCGACCGCUCCUCGCCCGCCGCCAGCGCUCUUCCACAUUCUGGUUAUGAGUUUCGGCUGCCCGGGCAGAUUAAGAUCUCCGCCCGAGGAGAUGCCGCUGCAAAGCAACUCUACAACGACACCCUCACUCGCUCGCUUACCCUCGACCAGCUCAUUUCGGGACCUCCCAUGAUGCGCGCGAUGAUGGGCAUGGCGGGCCCCGUUUCGCCCGAGAUCCAGGCCGCGUCAAAGGCCGUCGUCGACGCCUUCAAGGCAUGA